UCCUCUCCUCAGGUCCAGCUGGGAGCUCCCGGACCUCCAGGAAGGCAAGAUCGAGGCCAUCAGCGACUCGGACGGGGUGAACUACCCCUGGUACGGCAACACCACGGAGACCUGCACCAUCGUGGGCCCCACCAAGAGAGACUCCAAGUUCAUCAUCAGCAUGAAUGACAACUUUUACCCCAGCGUCACGUGGGCCGUGCCCGUCAGCGAGAGCAACGUGGCCAAGCUGACCAACAUCUACCGGGACCAGAGCUUCAUCACGUGGCUGGUGGCCACCAACACCGCGACCAACGACAUGAUCAUUUUGCAGACGCUGCACUGGCGCAUGCAGCUUGGCAUCGAGGUGAACCCCAACCGGCCCCUGGGCCAGCGCGCCCGGCUGCGGGAGCCCAUCGCCCAGGACCAGCCCAAAAUCCUGAGCAAGAAUGAGCCCAUCCCGCCCAGCGCCCUGGUCAAGCCCAAUGCCAACGACGCGCAGGUCCUCAUGUGGCGGCCCAAGUACGGCCCGGCGCUGGUGGUGAUCCCCCCUAAGCACCGGUAACAGCCAGGGCGCCCGCGAGGUGACACCCAAAUAAUCACACCGCGCAAACAACCCGCACGGGCUCUGCAGUCGUUCAGCGAAAUACAACCUUUCUACCUUCUCCAGCGGGCGGAUCUCACUGUGCGAACGCGCGGGGAUGCCCCCCCCCCCACCCCCCCGCCCUCCUGGGACCUGCUUCCCCCGGGGGGAGGGAGGAGACCCAGGCGGGACCGACCGCUCCACGUGCGCCCUCAGUGUCACCUUGGGUCUCCUUUCCUCUCCUCGCAAUUUCCGUCAUUCACUUGCAACAGACUCCCUGAAACAACGGCUUUUUCCGUUCCUUUUUUUUUUUUUUUUUUUUAAAACGCCUCUUUCCGAGGUUCAGGGGUGGGAUGAGGAGGAGCUGGUGAUGAGCCUGGUCUCACCGCACCGGGCCCCGGGGCAGCUCCCCUCAUCCUCCGUCACGCGGCCUUAUGUAGACUUGCUUUGCCAAACUUUUGCCUUAAGCUGAUUUUAAAGGAAAAAAACUGAAACAGAGAGAGCAGGAUGUCUUUUCUGCUGGACUUUGCAUCUUCCGCCAGAGGUGAGGGAGGAGGGGGUUGGGCUACAGAUUUAGAUCUGAAACCGGCUGCUCACUCUUCCGUUUUAGCUGAGCCGAAACCACAGGCAGAUUCUGCCCCCAAAGUCCCGUCUCGCCACCCCAGGUAGAAGAACCCUUACCCUACUC
Molecule: messenger RNA, 1247 nt
Organism: Physeter macrocephalus (sperm whale)
Lineage: Eukaryota; Metazoa; Chordata; Mammalia; Artiodactyla; Physeteridae
Product: protein FAM78A
Exons: 1
Coding region: 161-541 (126 amino acids)
Source: RefSeq, a predicted model, not a curated record